Molecule: messenger RNA, 390 nt
Organism: Macrosiphum euphorbiae (potato aphid)
Lineage: Eukaryota; Metazoa; Arthropoda; Insecta; Hemiptera; Aphididae
Source: the annotation of a GenBank genome assembly
AUGAGAUGGAUUGAGAGGAAUGCAGGAGUUACUAGAUUUUUACAAGACAUGCCUAAAACUAUUAAUGCAUUAACUGAAAUUACAACAUGGAAAGAUUCCCAAACUUCUGAAAAAGCAAAAAUACCUGUAACAACACUAUGUGACAGUGAAUUUAUUAUUGCUAUUUUUAGUCAUUGUGCAUUUGCUCAAUUUCAAAUAUUGUCUAAGCAAAGUUUUCCAAAAAAAUUUGGAUUGAGUACAGCAGCAAAUACUAUUAAAGAUACAUUACAAGUUCUUUCGAAACCUCAUGAAAAUGUCGACACAGAAUUUUCAAAUAUUUUUAAAUUAUCUGAAGACUUAGCAAAAAUUAUCGAUGUAGAAUUACGAUUGCCUAAGAUAUGUAAGCAAUAA